CCCAGAGGCUCCUCGCUAUGGGAAAAGAAGCGAGGGAACGAGAAAGAUUGUUCAUUGGUGGAGCUCUACAGGCUCUUUUGAUUGGCAGUCGGAGCUGGCGACGUAAGGCGGUUGUUGGUCUGGCUUCCCCGAGAUCUUUAGGAAAGCGAGAUGGAGAGGUGUGUGUCUAACCUAAUGGUCUGCAACCUGGCCUACAGUGGAAAGCUGGAGGAAUUGAAGGAGACAAUCCUGGCCGAUAAGUCCCUGGCUACUAGAACUGACCAGGACAGUAGAACUGCACUGCAUUGGGCAUGCUCAGCAGGCCAUACAGAAAUAGUUGAAUUCUUGCUGCAACUUGGAGUGUCAGUGAAUGAUAAAGAUGAUGCAGGUUGGUCUCCUCUUCAUAUUGCUGCUUCUGCUGGCCGGGAUGAGAUUGUAAAAGCCCUUCUGGGAAAAGGUGCUCAAGUGAAUGCUGUCAAUCAAAAUGGCUGUACUCCCCUGCAUUAUGCAGCUUCCAAAAACAGGCACGAGAUUGCUGUCAUGUUACUAGAAGGUGGGGCUAAUCCAGAUGCUAAGGACCAUUUUGAGGCUACAGCAAUGCACCGGGCAGCAGCCAAGGGUAACUUGAAGAUGAUUCAUAUCCUUCUGUACUACAAAGCAUCCACAAAUAUCCAAGACACUGAGGGUAACACUCCUCUACACUUAGCCUGUGAUGAGGAGAGAAUGGAAGAAGCAAAGCUGCUGGUGUCCCAAGGAGCAAGUAUUUACAUUGAGAAUAAAGAAGAAAAGACACCCCUGCAAGUGGCUAAAGGUGGCCUGGGUUUAAUACUCAAGAGAAUGGUGGAGGGUUAAGCAACUUGGAUUUAUUCUUUGUAUGUUUUGUGGUUUUCCCCGGUAUCCUGGAAGCUAAUGUACUUGUGCACAAGACAUCAUCUAUGAAUGAUGUUUUCUCACCUUCAGGGUCUUAAAAACAUGUUGAAUAUUGUUCCUGCUGAGGUACUUGUUCUAAGCUUACAACUUGCUUUCCAGGCCUUGAAUAACUGUUGAAAUUGUUCUGCUGUUUGUUGUACAUUAUUCUAUACUGAAUCUUGGUUAACUUUGAGUAAAUGAUUCUGUGGCUGUUGUGAGUCUUCAGUAUCGUCCCGUGCACCCUCUAUCCCCCUCUAAGGCAGAAAAACACCAAUAGCAUCAGGCCAGUUAUUCUGCCAAGUAUUUCUAGGUGGAUUCUAGAAUGUUCCUCCAUAAGUUGAAACCCAUCCUAACUUGUUUUUCAGGCUCACUCAGGCCUAUGCCAAAAUUUCUGUUUUUUCGACUGUAAGGUUUAAUUUAUUCUUGUUAUAGGAGGAAUACUUACAUAUUUUUGUGGACCAAAUUUUAAGUUGAAGGACAUGUUAUCCAAGUUUGGAAUUCAUAAACACUAAAAUAACCAAAAUAAAAAUAAUGAAAAAUAAUAGCCUGUGUUCCCAUGUAUCUUUUUAAUGAACUAUUUUGCUCCAAAAUAAAACAAGAAGUUUUCAAAUACCUAUAUCAAGCCAUCAUGUAUUAAAAAGAAUAUCAAGCUUGUUAAAAUGUGUAACACAAAAUAUAUUUUGAUUUAUAUUUCAGAAAAAAAUGAAAUGUUGAGAAAAUCUACCAAUUGUAUUUUUCAAAUAAGUUAGACACUCAUUUAAGCCUUAAAAUACUUCAUAAAGACAUUUCUCAGUUUUUGUAGCUCUACAGUCAGUAAAAUCAGUGAAGCUUGAACUGCAACUAAAUAAAAAUAGUAAUCUUCUGAAUUGGUAAUUAAGUCUGGAGCAAAGGCAAUUAAUAAGUGUAAACUUGAGCUCAGUUUAGGGAAGCAUCUUAAAUGAUUACUAGUCAUAAAAUCUAAUGAACUCCAAGUGGCUCUUCAAAUUAUUUUUUUAAUUUGAAUUUCAUGCUGCAAAUAAUUGCUUGAAAUAAGUGAUCCAAGUGAGCCUACAAACUUGUAUUAAUUUUGGUUAAAGACUUAAUGACCAGUAGCUGAAAUGAGUUUUGUAAACAUGAACUGUGUUAUUACUGUACAGACCCUGUUUCAUAAAUAUUUUGAGUGCUAAUCUUUACAAAUAUUAAUCAGGGAAACAUCUUUUUACAGAAUUAAACUUUGUUUAUUUAAUUCUAGGAAUAGAAUUGAUGGCAGGGGAAAUAAUUUAUUUCCAAUAUUUUUUGGCAUGAUCAGAAAAUAAAGUUGUGUCUAAUAGGACCUGCAGGACUGAAAACAUUUACUCUUCAUAAAUACAGAAUGUAUUGUCUGAGGUAAUAGGAUUUGUGGGUGUAAAAGAAAGCUCAUUGUAGUUCUUCAGUAAACAGUACGGAUGGAACCAAACCUCAGAUAAUCUGUAAACUAUUGACAUUUUAAAUGAAGUGGCUUGUUAACAAUAUUUAAAUCACGGAUUUGUAUAGAUUAAGAAUACUAUGGCCUUGGCCUUGAGUACUGGUCAAAUUGUUACCUAUUGCCUAUAAGAAAGUUGAUAGAGAUGAAGCUAAUUCAAGGUUAGCAAGUUUUACAGUUACUUCCAGAAUGAACUCACAAACAGAUGAUAGUUGUAAAUCUUAGCUGAGAAUGUGAGAUGGAAGAAAUAGGCAAAUGGGAACAUUCUUAGUAUCUAUUGCAGAGAAUCCACAAUUUCAAAUUCUAUGAAAUUCAAGGUAGAUCUGCAUUUCACUACUUAAUCUCUGACCUGACAGAAUUUAGCUGCCUGUAUGACCCGUGUUUUGUUUUCCCGACUUCUCAACUAUACCAACUACAAUCAGUUUAUUAGUGGCUGUGCUGCAGCUUCCUGUUUCCAAGUUUUGUAUAGGGUGGGAGUACCUUACUUUGGGGAUCUGUGGCCCCAUCUUCACAGUUCCACGGACUGCCUAAAAUUGAAUGCAGAAAUUUGUAUAUGCCUUUUUCUGAGACAAGGGUUCAGUAGUUUUCAUCCAAUUGUCAAAGGAAUGUGACUCUCAAAAAGAUUGACUGCUCGAUCAAGAGAGAAAAGAAUGCUGAAUCAAUUGUCAGGAGAUGUGGAUUCUACAUCAUAGUUCUGCCCACUUUAUAGUUUACAAGUUUUUAUAUCCAUUCUUACCUUGCGCUUUAAGAAGGCAGAAAUCAUCUCCAUUUUAUAGAUGAGAAAACACCCAGAGCUAGUUAAAGGAAACAGCCAGUACUAAUAUCAAGCUUUCCUGGACCCUAAUCCAUUUUCUUUUUGCUCCACAACAACUGUGGACCAAAUGGAAGGUACUCUGGCAUUUUGAUAAUGACCCAUUAGUCGUAACACCCACUCUGGUGCUUUCGUCUUUAAAUUGGCUUGUGUUUUUUUGGUUUCCUGGAACCCUCAAUAUCAUCUCUGAAUUCUUGGUUUAAUUUUGUUUGUAAGCUAAAGCUUCAAAGACAAGUGAGAUUGUUGAGUAUUGAUUGGUUUGGACCUUUUUUGAGGCCCUCGAACCUCUUUUCCUGCAUGUAGCCCUUUAAAAUAACCUUUUAUUACUAAAACAUGGGUUUGUUUCAGUGAAAUUAGUAGUUUGGUGCAGUUGGAAGAGCAUUGCACUGGGAACCAGGAAACUUGGGAUCUAGUCUUGACUUUGUGUCAUCUCCGGCAGAUUAUUUUACCUCUCUUUACUCAGAGCUGCUCUGGGGGCUAGGUAGGAAUAUAUAAGAAGGACCCUGAUUUUUUAAACUACAUACACAUUCCUGCUUCCCCCACUAAGAAUAUAAUUCUCAUCAUCGCCCACCUACACCCCCAUCAGGUGUGCUAGGUUGAAUAUUAUUGAUGUCAAAGCUCUCUUCUGGCUUCGAAAUUCUUAAUGAAGGCUCCUCAAGGCAGUCACACAUAGGCCGCUGUAAUCGCCGCAGAUAUUAACUUCUCAGCACGUAAUAUUAGAAGAAAAGGUCACCUGGUACUCUAAUGGCCCGAAGAGUUGUCAAUAUACAUGGCUUCUUAGCUAUUGUCAUGAAUUAUUAUAUUUUAGUCCCUUUUCCUCAUAGAUCACUGUAAUUUGGAAGCCUUGCUCAGUGUAGUACAAAUCUAGCUUUCCUCCUCUGCAGGAACACGCAAGAACUAGUCAUAGUUAGCAAAGCUGUAUAAACGUAAGGACAAGGGCUAGCUCACCAUCGUAUCACCAGUACUAGCAACAGUUCCUAGUAGCCAUUUCAUAAAUGUCCGAUGGGUUACUGAAUAAACGAGUGAAUUUGGGAGAAUAGGACCUAGAAGCAAAAAGCUGUUCUGUUGACUUUAGCAUAUUCUAGCUGCUAAAGCAAAAACAAAGAGAUAAGGGAAGGUUUUGGAAAUCCUUUCAGAUGUUGAGAAGUAAAUGGUUAAGAAGCCCAAGGCCAGUUUGGGAUUUAGUUGGGACUACCCAGUUAAAUUUUAACUUUGUUGUUAGUUCCUGCCUGAGUCAGCUCAAAUUUUAACUAACUAUGGCAAAAUAAAUCCGGUAGCGCUCUCUCUGAAUCAUAAUUAUGCUCAACUAAUUAGAAUAUUUGGGUAAUGGCCUAUUCCAUUAUUUUCUGAUGCAGUGAUGGAUAAGAAAAACUUUUGUUCCUUUCUGUCUAUUCCUGUCAAAUUAAUUACGUCGAUUCAGCUCAGCUUUCCAGGCUAUCAAGAUCAUUUUGAAUCAUGAUUCUGUCAUACGGCAUAGUAGUCAUCCCCUCUAGGAACAAGUCAUCCAUAAAUUUAAGUGUGCCUUCUGUGUUUUUAUCUAAGUCACUGGUUCUUAAUAUUAGAUUCAGAAAGUCUGUAAUUCACCUAAAAGGAUAUGUGACACUAUGUGUGUAUAAGCAUUUUUCUAUGGACAGGGGUCCAGAGUUGUCAGCAGAUUCUCAAGGUGGUCCGUGACCCCCAAAAAGGUUAAAGACCACUGACCCAACUAUUCAUCAGUAUUUUGAACAGAACAGUGCUAAUAAGGACAGAGCUCUAAAAGACCUCCAAUAGUGCCUUCCUUCCUGAUCAGCACUGAUCCACCAGAAAUUUUUGAGUGUAGUGAUUGACUGUUUAUUAGAUGUUAGUCUCUUUACUUGUGAUUUGCCUUUAUCAUAAAAGUGGAAGGGAAACUUUUGGGCAUUCUAGUAAUUGAGGUGUUUUGUUUUUAAUUGCCAAGUAUAGUCAUUCUUAAGCCCUUCAUCAUUUUGCAUCCUAGAUUUUCCAGGAUCCCAUCAAACACUAUCAUAGUAUUGUAUUUAGUCUAUGAAUGGAACUAUAGAUGCUUCAAAAAUCCCUGAGAUUGGUUGAACAUAGAAACAUCAAAGAAAAUACAUAAGUAAAAGCUUGCUAUCUCGUCUCUCCAUGACUCUGAACAAAUGUAAUGUUAAUUUCAAUUUGAGCUCACCUUAAAACCUACAAAGGCUCUACCUCAUUGUAUUUUAAAAGCUUUCCGACAUGAUCUGUAUAUAAAGGGGGGGGGGGUCCCAGUUUAAGAAAACCCUUUACAUGAAAAUCUGCAGGUGAUAAAUUAGAGAUCCAUUACUUCAUUUAAAAAUGAUUCACCUUAAAAGCCAGUCACAAAAAGAGUACAUAGUGUAUGAUUCCAUUCAUUUAAAAGCCAAAAAAAAAAAAAAAAAAAA
Messenger RNA from Trichechus manatus latirostris (Florida manatee), 5539 nucleotides. It is a transcript of the gene PSMD10, whose product is annotated as proteasome 26S subunit, non-ATPase 10. Gene Ontology annotation, molecular function: protein binding. The coding region runs from base 151 to 831 and encodes 226 amino acids. The record is from RefSeq and is a predicted model, not a curated record. The transcript is spliced from 5 exons. NCBI's taxonomy places the organism in Eukaryota, Metazoa, Chordata, Mammalia, Sirenia, Trichechidae.